Messenger RNA from Esox lucius (northern pike), 5644 nucleotides. RefSeq names its product vir like m6A methyltransferase associated (gene virma). The record is from RefSeq and is a predicted model, not a curated record. Gene Ontology annotation, cellular component: RNA N6-methyladenosine methyltransferase complex. Gene Ontology annotation, molecular function: RNA binding. NCBI's taxonomy places the organism in Eukaryota, Metazoa, Chordata, Actinopteri, Esociformes, Esocidae. Bases 56 to 5476 code for a protein of 1806 amino acids. The transcript is spliced from 25 exons.
CGUUGUAGGCGGGCAGCUAAGGUCCGGAAGUUACCCCAAGUGAAAACAGAAAAAGAUGGCGGGGGACACUUCAAUGGAGCUUCUUUUUUUGGAUACGUUCAAACAUCAAAGUACAGAGCUGACAACUAAUGUGGACGUGGUGCGGUUUCCAUACGGGGUCCUAAUCACAGAAGUUCGUGUCAUUCCCCCGGGAAUUAAGGCACACAGCAGCCUCCCAGAUAACAGGGCAUACGGGGAAACGUCUCCUCAUUCUUUCCAGCUUGAGCUGUUUUUCAACAACCUCACUAAACCCAACAAUGCAUCCUUCCACAGACUGGGCAGUUUGGAAUAUGACGAAAACAAGUGCAUCAUCUUCAGGCCCAAUGGAAAGGUGAACACUGAUGGUUUGGUGCUGCGUGGUUGGUACACCAGUCUGACCGUGGCGGUUUAUGGUUCAGCAGAAAGGUCACAUGGUAGCGACCGGGAAUCUCCCCCGCCUCCCCCGCCCCCACCCCCUCAACAGCCGACUGGCCCCAAGAGGAUCAUCAAACAAGAAUGGGAUAAGGAGGAGCAUUAUAAUGGAAGCCCCCCCAGACCUGCUCCCCGAGGCCCCCGGACCCCCCCCGGACCUCCCCCACCAGACGAUGACGAGGAGGAGCAGGUCCCAUUGACAGUGGGCGUGGCCAAGGUAGAGCCAGCGGACCGAGGGGAGGACUACCUGGAGGCGGUGUCACCCGAACGCGGUUCGCUGCCCGCCGAUGAACCCUACUCUGACGCCGAGCCGGAGGAAGAGGAGGAGGAGGAGGAGGAGGAGGAAGAGCCGGAGGAAGAGGACGAUGCCAGGACUGACGGCAGCGCCCCUGAGGAGGAGGAGGAGGAAGAGGAUGAGGGUGAGGAGGAGGAAGAGAUGGAGGAAGGUGAUGACGGUUAUGAGCAGAUCAGUAGCGAUGAGGAUGACUUGGACAAUGGGAGUUUUAAACUCCCCAGUUUUGACAUUGACUACACCCCUGAAGACCUGGCCUCUGUACCCCCAGUUCAGUAUGACCCCUAUGAACGAGAGCUCCGUCCACUGCUAUAUUUCACCCCGCCCUACAAGACCCGAUUUGAUUCCCAGCUGGAGAGGGCCAGGGGAGCUAUGUUUGUAAGCCCCGAAGCGCCUGGAAGUGGAGAGGGGGCAGAGGCAGAGGCUGUAACCCAGCUGAGAGAGCUCCUGGCUGGGAUAGGAGAGGACCGUGACUCCCGCUGGGUCACAGCUCUGGAGCAGGCCUCAGGUCUGCUUGCUAAAGGGAUGGGCUUCCUGAUUGGACAGGGGAAAUGGGAGGAGUCUAUCUCAGCUCUGGUCCAAUGGGCUCUCCAGGGCCUGAGUAUGGAGAUCGCUCUGACCCAACCCAUUGCUCUAAACCUCAGACAGCUAAAAGCUGGAGCUAAGCUGGCUUCCUGUCUGGCCGAGUGUCCUCAGGGCCUCAACAUGCUCCUGGGCGAGGGGGCCCUGGGGCUCCUGCUGGAGCUGCUCAGUGCAGACCACGUGUCGUCCACACUGAAGCUGUGCAUUCUAAGGGCUCUGGAUGCCCUGACCAGUGCCCCCGCGGGCGUGGAGGCCUUCCUGCAGGACGGGGAGAUGGAGAGGAGUGGAUACCAGAGGUUGGUGCAGUUGUUCCUGGGAGAAGAGACUGUGAGGGUGGUCACCGCGGGCAACGCUAUUCUGCAAAAAGGCCACGCUUACGAGGUGUUGACUGAGCUGCAGAGGACCGCAGCUGUCUGGAGCGAACCUCAACAGGAUGAGGGGGAGGAGUCUGACAGUCCCAUGGAGGAAGAGACAUCUUUAGGCCCCUCCCCUGUGAGUGAGGCUGAGCUGGAUAGGAUGGCUGGGGUUCUAGAAGAGUUACAUCACCUGCUAGAGACUGCCCCCCACAACAUGGUUCAGCCCCCCGGAAAAGCCUUCCCCACGACUGCACGCAUCACUGGUCCCCAGGAGAGAGAUGACCCAAACCCCACACUGUACAGGUACAUGCAUGCGUGUCACUUCCUGGAGAGCACGGCGGUGGCGUUGUCUGCGGCCGCGGCGGCUGGACAUACAGGCGUCACGCACGCCGUCAGAGAACUCUUGCGUUUCCUGUCUCUCACCCAAUCAGGACUGCUCUUCAUGCUGGCCCAGCCCACACCCACCAACCUUUUGCUCCGCCUCCUAGCAACAGUUGCCGAGGUUGAGGGAGAGGAACCUGUGCUCACCGGGGUUGACGGAGGUUUUUCUGGGCCGGCACUGGGCGAAGAGGGAUUGGGGGUGUGGCUUAUGCAGGCGCUGCACGCCCUCCAAGGUGUGUCGGAGCUGAUGAGUCACGUGACCGCCGGGGGGGAGGGCGGGGUGGGGCUAGAGGAGGGCGACAGUGCGGAGGUUCUGAGCAUGCUCCAUGCCCUCUACCUCAUCACCUUCACACAGACCGGGAGGAGCGCCGUGGCCCACGUCUUUAGCCUGGACAACAACCUCUCCUGUCUGGUCGCCCUGCUGCAGCACCACAGCAAGGACGGACACGGGGAGGCCAAGGCUCGGAAGGCCGUCACCUAUAACUACGCCUGUAUGUUGGUGCUGAUGGUGGUUCAGAACUCCGGCGACCUCCGUACGAUGGAACAGCAUGCUGCUUCACUACUCAGCCUGGCCAAGGCCGACGACACCAACGCCAAACUGCAGGAGCUGGGUAAAUGGCUGGAGCCUCUGGACAAGGUGAAGUUUGAGAUCAGCAGCAUUCCCACCCUGCUAGACUACAUUAAACAGAACAUGGAGAGCUUGUUGACUGUGGAGGGAAGCGGCCUGAUGUCUGCCCUGCGGGUCCUGUGCCAGAUCGCCUGCCCCCCGCCCCCCGUGGAGGGCCAACAGAGGGACCUGAAGUGGAGCCUGGCGGGGGUGCAGCUGUUCUCCGCGGAGGGCCUGGACACAUGCGUGCGCGUGCUCCAGAAGCUGUGCAGCGUGCUGCUGCCUGCCUGGCGUGUGCAUGGACACAUGGGGCCCACCCCCCAGCGCUGUAUGAUCCUCGGCGUGUGCGUGAACACGCUAAGGCUACUGCGCUCCAUGCUGACGGAGCUGCUUCGCAGCGGGGCCUUCCAGUUCAGGGACACGCGCGUCGCUAGCGUGUUGGUGACACUGCACAUGAUCGUGUGUUCGGCGCCGGCGUCCGGCCGCCUGGAUGGGGAGGAGACCAGGGUCCAGGCCCUCAUCGUGGACGUGCUGCUGACCUUCACUCAGGGAGUCAGUGAACAGAUGACCCAUACAGAGGAGACCCUGCUCAGCAACACGUGGUCUCUGAUGCUGAAGGAGGUGUUGGGCUCCUUGCUGAAAGCCCCAGAGGGACUCUUCUCUGGCCUGACACUGCUCUCCGAACUGCUUCCGUUGCCACUGCCCAUGCAGAGCACACAGGUGAUCUCCGACGAGGACGUGGCGGUGGCGCUGAACACCAGGAAGCUGUGGAGCAUGCACCUACGGGUCCAGUGGCGCGCGUUCGCCGACGUCCUGGGCUGCGUGUGCGGGACAAGCUGUCCUCCGCUGCUGGCCGCGCUCCGCAGGGUGUGUGUGCAGCUGGCCGACCUGUCGUCCCCCACAGCCACGCUCAUCACCAAGACCCUGCUGGAGAUGCUGCUGGACGAGCUGCAGCCGGCGGAGGGCAAGACUCCAGGCUGGGGACAGGUCCUUCGUCUCCUCUCUCUGUUCGACGCCCUGGUUUCACAGAGAGCCUGUAAGAUCGCAGCGUUGCACCUGCUCUCCGGCUCCGCCCCCGGAGACGAGACGCCGGCCGAGCUCUUCCCGCUGCUGUUGGCCCUAUUGGUUCCCGCUGCUGACCACGCCCUCCCGCAACAGCACUGUGCCGAGCUGGUGGGAACCAUCCUCCAGUCACUGUGUGACCAGGACGUCUCCUUGGUGGCUUCCCAUCCGGCCGAGGGGUGUGUCUCAGAGGCCGAACAGCUGGCCAAUGCCCUGCCCGGACGGGAAAUGAUCUCGUCGGCGUGCGACUCCCUACUGGAGGUGUUGGGGAGCAGUGACAGCAGUGUGACGCUGCUUCUUACCUGCCUCAGAACUCUGAUGUUCCUGACAGAACACCACUAUGGACUUUACCACCUCAAAGGGGCUCUGAAGAAGCACAGUGCCAGUGUGUGUGCUCUGUUGAAGAGACAGGUGUUUUCCUUUACUAAAGACUCUGCUGAACUGCUUUCUGCUCUUCUGGACUUUUUGCGACAGAUCCUCAACACUGACCCAAUGGGUUGCUGUGGAGAGGAUAGCGGAGGGGAGGAGUCUGCGUUGGUCCCGCCCCCUCGUUCCGUGGCUCUUUCUGGCUCAGAGAUGAAGGCUCUGCUGCAGUGGGAGGAGACAGAGGCACACCCUCUGAACACACUUGAAAAACACAUCACGAAGCUGUGUAAAGAGGACGAUUCAUUGGAGACCCUGUUGGAGAAUGUGAUUGGUCUACGACAGACGUUGGAGACGGCUAUGGACACAUCAUCUCCCCCUGAGACAGAGCCCACACUUCCCAACCCAGACCCGCUGUUGACCCAGUUCAAUCACAGGACAGUGUUUGUGUUGUCGGACGUUUUGGAUGAACAGCUGAAGGCUCUGUGGUUCUCUCCCUUCCACACUGACGACAUGGAGGCUGAGCUGGACAUGGUGAAGGUAGAUCUGUUAAGCCUGGCCCAGGAGUGCUGUCCGGACUUGGACCUGAAGGCGGAGCUUGAACGCUCCUUCCUGUCUGAACCCUUGUCUCCCAGUCAUGCUAAAGCUAACAAGGGCUUCCGGUUGGGCAAGCACAAACAUGAAACCUUCAUCACCAGCGGUAAGUCAGACUACGUGGAGCCAGCUAAGCGAGCCCACAUGAUGACUGCUCCUCGCGGUCGGGGGAGGGGGGGCUUUGGGGGACAGCUCUGUCGCCCCCACGACAUCUUCCGUCAGCGCAAGCAGAACACCUCGCGCCCUCCCAGCAUGCACGUGGACGACUUUGUUGCCGCAGAGUUCAAAGACAUUGGGACUCCACUGGGCCUGUUGCCCCCUAAGAGACCCCCCAAGAGCUCUCCCAAACCCCCCACUAGGGGCCUGUUCACCGGGAACCGAGGCCGGGCCACCUUCCACAGCCAGCAGACACGCUUCUUCACCCCGCCGCAGCCCAAAGGAGUGCUGCUGUCCGGUAACUAUAACGCCCGUCGUGAGGCCGGCCGAGGCGGCUCGUCAUGGAGCGGUCCUGUUCCGCCGGUCACACACCGGGGAACCUACAACGACGCCAGGGGCGGCCAGAGCAACUUCACCCGCGGCCCUCUGCCGUCACGCCAGCAACCAACAGGUGCAUACCGCCUGGCUCCACGAGACCGCGCCCCUCGAGGUCGUGGUGGUACAGGCCUGUCUUGGCUGAGUCAGGGCGGGGGAGGCGGAGGAGGGGGCAGAGGUUCCCAGGGGGGGAAGUUCAGCAGUGGGGGAGGCAGCGGAGGGGGGAGGGGGCGACAUGUUCGCUCCUUCACCAGGUAAACAGCCCUGGCCAAUGACUGCAGCCUGUCACGGCUCUAACGGACCAAUCAGGAUUAUGGAUACGUUGUCUCAUGAGGAUGACGUGUGGACUUUGUGUUGCUCUUCGUGUCGUUAUUUUGUUUUUCUUUUACAUUGAUGUUCCAGCUUAAUAAAGUUCAGUAGACAACA